CAGCAUGAUGGUAAAAAGUAUAAAAGUAAAGAAGAAAAUAAAUAAAAAUAAUAAUACAAAAACAAAUAAUAAAAAAAGUUACUCUUUGGUCCCACAUCCACGUCUCUCUCUCUCUCUCUCUCCCUCUCAUUUCCCUGUUCUGCAUACUUACAUUCUCUCUCUAUAUUAUAGUUUGGAAAAAUAAUACCACUCUAUAGUUUUGUUCUUCUGGGUUUGUCCCUCUCUCUCUCUCUCUCUCUCUCUCUCUCUCUCUCUCUCUGAGAUUUUUUGUCUGCUAGCUUUCAAGAGAAAAUAGUGCUCACUUACCGUAAAAAGCUAAUAAAAGCUCAGCAGAAGGACACUCCAUUUCUGUUCUGUUGCAAUCUUCAUUUCCAGUGAAGAGCCUUGCAUGUCUUUGCUCAUCCCUUAAAUUUUCAGGACUCAGAUUGAGAUGGGUUUUUAGUUUUCAAGACCUGGGAGGAACAAAAGAAAACUUUUUCAGACACUUCAAUUUGGAAAUUUCAGCAGCAAUUAUUAUGCGACGACUUGUGAGGCUUGGAUCAGAUAACACCUGCAAACAAGAAGUUUUCCUGUUUUUCAUCAAAAGGGUAUAGUUGCAUGGACCAAAUUUGCGUUUCUCUGUUACAAAUUUUACAUUUUCAUUAGGAUGUUUUAGGGUGGUUUGGAUCCGUGGUUGCAGCUGCCAUGGAUUUCAAGUGACUUCAAAUUUAAGGUCCGAAGGUUUUUGUGUCAACUUUUUCUGUUUAAUUUUCUGAAGGGGUGUAGCAACUCUUGAAAAAGGAGAACAUAAGGCUGAAUAGCUGUUACCGGUUAGAAACUUACAAGUAUCUCAGCUGAAAAUGAGUUCAAGAGUAGAUACUGAUGAAGAUAGUGAUAUCAAAGGUAGCAUGUGGGAUUUGGAUCAGAAGCUUGACCAGCCUAUGGAUGAAGAGGCAGGAAGGCUUAAAAAUAUGUACAGAGAAAAAAAAUUUUCUGCACUGUUGCUCCUGCGGCUUUCAUUUCAGAGUCUUGGGGUAGUUUAUGGAGACUUGGGUACUUCACCCUUGUAUGUUUUCUACAAUACAUUUCCUAAUGGUGUCAAAGAUCAGGAGGAUGUAAUCGGAGCUCUUUCUUUGAUUAUCUACUCUCUUACCUUGGUACCACUCCUCAAAUAUGUUUUUGUUGUAUUAAGAGCGAAUGACAAUGGACAAGGUGGAACAUUUGCACUUUAUUCCUUGCUUUGCCGACAUGCAAAGAUAAAAACCCUUCCCAACCAGCAUCGAACUGAUGAAGAGCUAACGACAUAUAGUCGGUCUACCUUCCAUGAAAGGUCCUUUGCUGCAAAAACGAAAAGAUGGUUAGAGCAACAAGAAUCUGCAAGGAGUGUCAUUCUUAUUCUUGUUCUUGUUGGCACCUGCAUGGUUAUUGGAGAUGGGAUUCUUACCCCAGCGAUAUCUGUUUUAUCAGCUGUUGGUGGCAUCAAGGUAAACCAGCCUACAAUGAGUAGUGGUGUUGUAGUGCUGGUUGCUGUGGUAAUAUUAGUUGGGUUCUUCAGUAUGCAACAUUAUGGGACCGAUAAAGUUAGUUGGCUCUUUGCUCCAAUUGUCCUUCUUUGGUUUCUCCUAAUUGGAAGUAUAGGUAUUUUUAACAUCUGGAAGUACGGAAGCAGUGUUCUAAAAGCUUUUUCUCCAGUAUAUAUAUAUCGCUAUUUUAGAAAAGGAGGAAAAGAAGGCUGGACUUCCCUUGGUGGGAUCAUGCUCAGCAUAACAGGGACAGAAGCUCUUUUUGCUGACCUAGCCCAUUUUCCAGUCUCAGCUGUACAGCUUGCAUUUACUCUAGUUGUAUUUCCUUGUCUUCUUUUAGCCUAUUCUGGUCAAGCUGCUUAUCUUAUGAAUAAUUUGAGCCAUUCUCAAGAUGCUUUUUACCGUUCAAUUCCAGAUAAAAUAUACUGGCCAGUAUUUAUUGUUGCAACAUUGGCAGCCGUAGUUGCAAGCCAGGCCACAAUAACUGCAACUUUUUCAAUUAUUAAGCAAGCCCUUGCUCUUGGAUGUUUCCCUAGAGUAAAAGUUGUAUAUACAUCAAAGAAAUUCCUUGGCCAGAUUUAUGUUCCAGAUAUUAAUUGGAUCCUUAUGGUUCUUUGCAUAGCUGUCACCGCUGGGUUUGAAAAUCAAAACCAGAUUGGAAAUGCAUAUGGUACUGCAGUUGUGAUAGUAAUGCUAGUUACAACAUUCCUUAUGAUUUUAAUCAUGAUACUAGUGUGGCGCUGCCACUGGAUUCUUGUCCUCAUCUUCACUAGUUUAUCAUUGAUUGUGGAGUGCACCUACUUCUCCUCAGUCCUCUUCAAAGUUGAUCAGGGUGGGUGGGUUCCACUUGCAAUUGCUGGAGCAUUUCUGAUUAUUAUGUCUGUUUGGCAUUACGGCACUGUGAAACGCUAUGAGUUUGAAAUGCAUAGUAAGGUCUCAAUGGCAUGGAUUCUGGGUCUUGGCCCAAGUUUAGGACUUGUCAGGGUUCCUGGAAUUGGAUUGGUCUACACCGAACUUGCAAGUGGAGUGCCCCACAUUUUUUCUCAUUUCAUUACCAACCUUCCAGCCAUUCAUUCUGUUGUUGUUUUUGUAUGUGUGAAGUACCUUCCUGUCUACACAGUCCCAGAAGAAGAGAGAUUCCUUGUCAAGAGAAUUGGACCUAAGAAUUUCCACAUCUUUCGAUGUGUGGCACGGUAUGGCUACAAAGACCUGCAUAAGAAAGAUGAUGAUUUUGAGAGAAAACUCUUUGAGAAUCUUUUCACAUUCGUUCGGCUCGAGUCUAUGAUGGAAGGAUGUUCAGAUUCAGAUGAAUACAGUUUGUAUGGACAGCAAAUAGAGCAUCCAAGAGAUGGCCUUUUGCAUAACAAUGGAAGCACAGUUUCUUCCAAUAUGGAUUUAACCAUGUCCUCAGUAGAUUCAAUAGUACCAGUCAGAUCACCACAUGACAUGAAUAUUACGAUCAGGUCUUCUGGUCAAACAAGCAACCAGACCGAAGUAGAUGAACUUGAAUUUUUGAAUAGCUGCAGGGAUGCUGGGGUGGUUCACAUUCUAGGAAACACAGUUGUGAGGGCAAGGAGAGAAUCAAGGUUCUACAAGAAAAUAGCUGUUGAUUAUAUAUAUGCAUUUCUUAGGAAGAUAUGCAGGGAAAAUAGUGUGAUCUUCAAUGUUCCUCAUGAGAGUCUCUUAAACGUUGGUCAAAUUUUCUAUGUAUAGUAAAUAGCCCAUGCCCUUCUGUGAUUGCCAUUUUUUCUGCGAAGUUGAGCUAAGUGUAGCAUAAGAGCAACUAAACUUUGCUUAUGGUAAUCAAUGUUUCUGUUCAGAGGAAUUGACUUAGAAGAAUGGUUUUUUGGCAA
Molecule: messenger RNA, 3355 nt
Organism: Vigna radiata var. radiata (mung bean)
Lineage: Eukaryota; Viridiplantae; Streptophyta; Magnoliopsida; Fabales; Fabaceae
Product: potassium transporter 10
Exons: 9
Coding region: 840-3215 (791 amino acids)
Biological process (GO): potassium ion transmembrane transport
Cellular component (GO): membrane
Molecular function (GO): potassium ion transmembrane transporter activity
Source: RefSeq, a predicted model, not a curated record